Aedes albopictus (Asian tiger mosquito) is the source of this 1597-nucleotide messenger RNA. RefSeq lists its product as uncharacterized. The transcript is spliced from 2 exons. NCBI's taxonomy places the organism in Eukaryota, Metazoa, Arthropoda, Insecta, Diptera, Culicidae. Gene Ontology annotation, molecular function: zinc ion binding; nucleic acid binding. The coding region runs from base 8 to 1048 and encodes 346 amino acids. The record is from RefSeq and is a predicted model, not a curated record.
AGUGAUCAUGAGUUCUAAUGUGGCAUUUACAAUUGAGCCUUACCGCAAAGGUGCCAAAUUUAAUGAUUGGUUCACUCGCCUGAAAUACCUUUUUGGAUUAAACAAGGUGAAGGACGAAGAUAAAAUGGCGUAUUUGAUAACACUUGGUGGACCAGUUAUAUUCGAGGAAAUUAAAUUGUUAUAUCCUGCUGGGGAUUUCGAAAAAAUUGCUUUCGAGGACCUUAUUGCUAAAUUGAAAAACCGGCUGGACAAGACUGACCCUGACUUGGUACAGCGGUACAAAUUCAGUACAAGAGUUCAACAUCCGGAUGAAACUACGGAGGACUUCAUCCUGGCGUUAAAAUUGCAAGCAGAGUUCUGCGAUUUUGAGAAUUUUAAAGAGAAAGCAAUUCUUGAUCGUUUAAUUGCGGGGAUCAUUGACAAAAACCUAAGGCAAAGGCUACUUAGCGAAGAAAAAUUAACUUUGGCUGCGGCUGAGAAAAUCAUAGCUACUUGGGAGGUCGCCAAGGCGAAUGCUUAUACAACGGAAAAAAAUGGGGAAAAUUCAAAUAUGGUUGCAGCUGUUGCAAAUCAGCCUAGACAUUCCGGGAAAGCUAUGAAAAAGUUGGCAGAUGUGUUUAAGGUAGCCAGUAAAUACCAAACAAAUGAUUUUAAUGUGGGGGCUGGUAGCAGCAGAGGUCCUGUGAAGAGCAGGUUAGGUUUUAGACCUUACGAGUCGGCAACACCUCCAGGUAGAGGAGAUCGUCAGCGAUGGAGACCGCGGAGAAACAACUAUGGCGGAGAACGUAAUGAAGCCCAUGAACAGAGAUAUCGUCCGGACUACUCUCAGAUGUACUGUAAUUAUUGCGGAAUGAAAGGCCAUAUUAGGAAGAAGUGCUUUAAGCUUAAAAAUCUCCAGCGUGACGCGAUAAACUUGGUGGAUUCUUCGGAGCCUUCAACGAACCAUCACAUCAACGAGCUACUUAGUAGAAUGAAGACAGUGGAUUCGGAUGAGGAUGUUAGCGACUCAGAUACAUGUUGGAAACGUGUUAGCAAUGGCUCAUCGUAAUCAGAUAAGGAUCUGUAAGGAGGGAUUGGUCCGGAAUACACCGAACGUCGUGGUAAGAGUACCAAGUCAUCAGGAUGUCGGCCACGAAGUGGAACAAGCUACAGCAAGUGACGAGAGAGCAAAUGACCAUAGAAGAGAACCGGAACCGAUUCCCAAAGGGGACAGAGACAGGUUGAGGAGGAAGCGCGCUAAUCCAUACAUCACAGUUGAGGAACCUCGCAGAUCAAAACGAGUUAGAAAGACGUGGAGAGAUGAAAAUUACCAUUACGAUUUUUGAAUAAUGUUAAGUACUUGAAUUGUAAAAAAAAAAACAUUGAAUUGAUUUUUUUAAAUAAUGUUGACUAAGGUCAAGAUUUUUAUUAUAACUUCUACUUAACUAAAAGGGGAAGAAUUGUUGUGUAUACUAAGCGCCCUGCGCAUUCGAAUAGCCGACGAUCGGCGAUCGUCGUUACAGUUGUUCGUGCCUUUUCGUGCGAUGUUUACAUGUUGGGUGGUUUCCUGAAAGAAAGAAAAUAUAAGAUCAGUUAGUCUGAUUUGUGACACCAAGUA